CGAACGCCACUUUCCACUCGAGACAAUCAACAGAGAGGACCAGCAAUGUCCGAAGCCGCCGAAGAUCGGGCCUCGCAGGCCCCCAAGGAGCGCAAGCUGUCCGACGCGAUUCCUCUGGAGGCGGUGCACCGGAUCGCCAAGAUUCCCGUCGUCGAGAGCUCCAUGAACAUCGCUAGCGAUGUCUACAGCAGGGUCAAGGAGUCCAACUCCAUGAUCAACUGGACCCUGUCAACGGCCGAAAAUACCGUGAGCAAGGCUGUGGAGCACGCCAUUCCAGUGGCUGAGAAAAUGGAAAAGCACCUGAAGCGGGUGGACAGUAUCCUUUGCUCCAGUCUGGACUACGUCGAGGCUAAGGUUCCAGCCGUCAAACUGCCCCCUCACGAGAUUUACGAGAACACGCACAAACUGGUGGAGAGCAAGCUGCAGCCGGCCCUGGAGCGGGCCUCGGAACUGAAGCAAAAAGGUGCCGAAAAGGUGAGGAGUCUGGCGCGCGAGUCGUCCACCACCACGCAGCUGGUGUCGAUCGCCGCCUCCAGCGUGGAGGCGGCCCAGCGCUACAUGCACACGGCCAGCGCACACUUAGCCAACGGAGAAGUGCUGUCUCCAGUGGGGAGUUUGAUUCCUUAUCUCAGUGAACUCACGCAAGCACCAGAAUUUGAAAUCCAGUUUUUCAUUAUUAUUACAACCGUUAAUCCCGAUGAACGAGUCCACACUAAUGGUCAUGGUGGGGAAGGUUUGCCAGCUGUGGAAGCAGGGCACCGGCACCCAAUAUACAAUCCGCAACAGCCCCAAGGAGACGCCGCCGCCGUGCCCGCCGCCGCCGCCCCCAACUCCGUGUCUGAAGAUACAGAUAGCGACAACUCCCCAAGAAAGCCAAAGCGACGCCAUUGACUUUUACACUCCCUUAGAGAGGAGCUUUAAGUCGGUGGAUGAGACGGAUGAUCCUCUUGAACCAAGUUGCUCCAAAAAUGAUGAAACUUUGCAGCCAGAUCGCUCAAAUAUUGAAGAAAUUACUGAUUCUAUUUGCAAUGAGGUUGAAGAAUUUAAAAA
Cloeon dipterum is the source of this 1050-nucleotide messenger RNA. RefSeq names its product lipid storage droplets surface-binding protein 2-like. Gene Ontology annotation, biological process: positive regulation of triglyceride storage; lipid storage. The record is from RefSeq and is a predicted model, not a curated record. The transcript has 6 exons. NCBI's taxonomy places the organism in Eukaryota, Metazoa, Arthropoda, Insecta, Ephemeroptera, Baetidae. The coding region runs from base 46 to 891 and encodes 281 amino acids. Gene Ontology annotation, cellular component: lipid droplet; cytosol.